Messenger RNA from Oreochromis aureus, 2645 nucleotides. Its product is annotated as homeobox protein otx5-like. Lineage: Eukaryota; Metazoa; Chordata; Actinopteri; Cichliformes; Cichlidae. The coding region runs from base 23 to 913 and encodes 296 amino acids. Gene Ontology annotation, cellular component: nucleus. The transcript is spliced from 3 exons. The record is from RefSeq and is a predicted model, not a curated record. Gene Ontology annotation, molecular function: DNA-binding transcription factor activity, RNA polymerase II-specific; RNA polymerase II cis-regulatory region sequence-specific DNA binding. Gene Ontology annotation, biological process: multicellular organism development; regulation of transcription by RNA polymerase II.
UGUUUUAAAGCCGGCAGGAGGCAUGAUGUCCUACAUUAAGCAACCCCAUUACGCCGUGAACGGGUUAACGCUGUCCGGCCCGGGCAUGGAUCUGCUCCACACCGCCGCCGUUGGAUAUCCCAGCACCCCGCGUAAACAGCGUCGGGAGCGCACGACUUUCACGCGUGCGCAGCUGGAUAUCCUGGAGGCUCUUUUUGCCAAAACACGCUACCCAGACAUCUUCAUGAGGGAGGAAGUGGCACUCAAGAUCAACCUGCCUGAGUCCAGAGUCCAGGUCUGGUUCAAAAACCGUCGUGCCAAGUGCCGCCAGCAGCAGCAACAGAGCACAGGCCAGUCCAAACCACGGCCCCCUAAAAAGAAGGCAUCCCCUGCUCGUGAGUCCAACACCGAGGCCAGUGCCAACCCCACCAACGGUCCCUACAGCCCACCUCCCCCUCCUCCAGGCACCGCCAUCACCCCCAGUUCCAGCUCUGCUAGUGCCACAGUGUCCAUCUGGAGCCCAGCCUCAAUCUCUCCGCUGCCAGACCCCCUGUCUGCUUCCACCACCCCAUGCAUGCAGCGUACUACCACCUACCCCAUGACCUACACCCAGGCCCCAGCCUACAGCCAGAGCUACGCAGGCUCCUCCUCCUACUUCACUGGCCUGGACUGUAGCUCCUACCUGUCUCCAAUGCACCCACAGCUGUCGGGGACCGGAGGGGCCCUGAGCCCUAUCACAGCCUCCUCUAUGGGCGGGCCCCUAAGCCAGUCCCCAGCCUCACUGUCCUCCCAGGGCUACACAGCCGCCUCUCUGGGCUUUGGAGCCGUCGACUGUCUAGACUACAAAGACCAAACUGCCUGGAAGCUCAAUUUCAAUGCCGCUGACUGUCUGGACUACAAAGACCAGAACUCCUGGAAGUUCCAGGUCUUGUAAAUAACAGGAGGUGGGGCGUGGGGAGGGAGGUAGAGGGAAGAGGUAAGAAAUAAAAAGAUAAUAAUCAAAGUAGGUUGAAAAAAAAAAAAACAAGAUUACUUUCUAUGUGUUUUAGAAAGAGGAAGAGGUAAACUUGGGACACAGAAGUCCGACCAAUCACACAUUGGCUGAGGAAGUGAUCGGCUGAAAUAAACUCUAAGUGUUUGUUGUUUCAGAAAAAUAUCAGUGGGAUUAAUGUGAUCUGUUGAUGCUCGGCUUGGUGAUUGUAACAAAGAGAUGACAAUAGUGUUUAAGCAACAUAGAAAAUCAGCCUUGAAAUCAAGGAAUGACUACAUGUAAGGAAAAAGAGACUGAUGUAUGCAGAACAAAAUCAGACUAGUGAGAACAAGCUUUCCUCUUGAUUCGACUGAUAAAGCUGAGUUUGACUUGGACCAAAUUUAAAGCAGGGCUUAUUUGUAAAAUUGCCACAGCACAACAACUUUUGUAACCUACAGGUUGUUUUUAACAUAGAAUUGAAAUGGACCUUUUACACUGAUGAGAACUUGCAUUUCUUCCUUUCAGACUUCUAAUUUUGUUUUUUCUGUGAUGUUUUUCUUUGAAAAAGCUGCUUUUUUUUUAUCAUUGAGCUUUGAGAAAUGAAAACUUUUCAGCUAACCCGAUGUGACACCUAAAGCAAGUGUCUUUACGGGGUCUUCUCUAAAUCACACACAAGCUGAUGGUUCCUAGUAGCCUUGCAUGACACUGACCCCCUGCAGCCUGUGUGGGAUACGAGCCGAGAGGGGGGGGGAGUAGGUCACUCCUGUGACUGCAGUACGAACCUGUUGCCUUUGAGCAUGGUUGUAAUCAUUAGCAGAAUGGCUAGUACAUUGUUAGUGUAAUAGGAUCACUUCCACACAUUUUGAGGAACAAUGGUCACAUUGUUGCUAGUUGAGGCAGAGGAACCCCUCUUCAUCUCAUAGUGGCAUGAUGAAAGCAGACUGCCAAUAAACUGCUGCAGUGAGGUAUGUGAUGGGAGAGGAGACUGCACCGGAGAAAGGGAAGGGACUGGGCCUACAUGCGGCCGACUCACCCCUCCUCCUCCUUUGCUCAGUUUGGUGCCUCUCUCAGCUCCAACCUGUAAAGAUGUGAUGGGUACCACUUUAUGUGUUUGAUGUUUUGUCUGAUUUUUUUUUUCUUUUUUUUUUUGUAUUAGACUUAAAACAACAUUAAGUUUCUUUUCAAAUUUGUGAAUUUGUUUGAGUAAAAUUUGUGGUAAAUUGUUUUUAAGUUCAUAUUACUAUCAGUACUAUUAUAACUAUCAUCAUUAAUAUUAUGUCUUCUGCUGACAUGGACUUUGCUAAUAUACUUUUUUGUUGUUGUUUUGUAAAUAUUAAAACUUGAAAGUGUAAUCAUGUCUGGUAUCAGCUGUGUGUUGUUACACAGGCGCUCCACCCAACAGACUCUAUCACUCUCUUUCUUAAUUUCUAGAAAACUGCCAACUUUUAAUUUUUUUUCUGUUUAUAUUCUUCUGGUUUCUGCUUCUUCUUCUUCUUCUUUUUUGUCAAACUCAGGGGUUUAUCCAAUAGAAGUAGCAGUAUGCUUCUUAAUCAUUUAUUGUACUAUCACAUUUUUUUGGCUUUAUAAUCAUCUCUGCUUCUUUUCUGAUAUGAAUUAUUUUGUAUAUUUCAUUUGUCUCCUGUGUUUGACCGGUCUCAUCACUACCAUGCCAGAUAGCUACGAUGUUUCUGAGACA